GAGCUCCAGCUUGUGAAGUCAGAUCAAAUCAGUAGCUUCCCAAAUAGGCACAACUAUCUUCCAAACUUUUGAUGUACUCCAACAUCAGUUCCACAGGUAGGAGAAAAUGAAUAAACUGAGAGGGGCCAACUACACUGAGGUCACAGAAUUCAUCCUGGUUGGACUUUCCCAUCACCCCAAGAGUCAAAUCAUUUUUUUCUGUAUCUUGCUCCAUCUCUAUCUGGGAACCAUCUUGGGAAAUAUCUUCAUCAUUAUUGUAGUGUGGAAAGAGCCUCGACUUCACACCCCAAUGUAUUUCUUCCUCUGCAAUCUUUCCUUUGUUGACCUGUGUUCCACCACCACCAUGGUGCCUCUGGUCCUUGUCAACUGCCUGAGAGACUGCCCCACUAUCACCUACAAUGACUGCUUCGCCCAAAUAACCAUCUCCGUCUUCUGGAGCAACACCGAGUGCUGGCUGUUGGCUGUCAUGGCUUACGACCGAUUUGUCGCCAUAUCGAACCCCUUGCAUUACACACUGAUCAUGACAAUGAGGGCUUGUUUCCAGAUUGCUGCUAUUAUGUGGAUAAGUAACUUCCUGGUAGCCCUCAUUCCUGAGGUCAUCAUACCGGUUCAGUUUUGUGCAGGGCACAAUGUAGUGAACCAUUUUGUAUGUGAGUUGGAAGCUGUCUUUAAGCUGGUCUGCUCGGACACCACUGUCAGUGAGAUCCUGAUGCUGAUAUGCUCGAUCUUCAUCUUGCCCCUCCCGUUUCUGUUCAUCCUCCUCUCUUAUAUCCGGAUCUUGGUGGCCAUCUUGAAAAUCCCCUCCACAGCUGGGCGGAGGAAAGCUUUCUCCACCUGUGGAUCACACCUGACCGUGGUGAUCAUCUACUAUGGGACCCUCAUCUCCAUUUAUCUCAAACCUCAGAACAAAGACAGUAAGGACCAGGACAAAAUCAUUUUUCUAUUUUACGGAAUAGUGAUCCCCAUGAUGAACCCUCUCAUUUAUACGUUAAGAAACAAGGAUAUGAUAGGAGCCUUGAGAAAGGCAGCUGGGAAAACCAAGCAAGUAAGGCUGUCGGUAUGA
Messenger RNA from Tachyglossus aculeatus (Australian echidna), 1063 nucleotides. RefSeq names its product olfactory receptor 13H1-like. The record is from RefSeq and is a predicted model, not a curated record. Gene Ontology annotation, cellular component: membrane. Gene Ontology annotation, molecular function: olfactory receptor activity; G protein-coupled receptor activity. Gene Ontology annotation, biological process: G protein-coupled receptor signaling pathway. The transcript has 2 exons. The coding region runs from base 107 to 1063 and encodes 318 amino acids. NCBI's taxonomy places the organism in Eukaryota, Metazoa, Chordata, Mammalia, Monotremata, Tachyglossidae.